Molecule: messenger RNA, 297 nt
Organism: Torulaspora delbrueckii
Lineage: Eukaryota; Fungi; Ascomycota; Saccharomycetes; Saccharomycetales; Saccharomycetaceae
Gene: NCW1
Product: Ncw1p
Exons: 1
Coding region: 1-297 (98 amino acids)
Source: RefSeq, a predicted model, not a curated record
AUGAGUUCUUCUUCCGUUGCUACCCUAUCUAACUUGGUCUCUGCUACCAACGUUGCUGGUUCCUCCGUUUCUGCUGAUUCUUCUUCUGCUUCUUCGGUUUCCUCUCAAAUGUCUUCUGUUUCUUCCAAAGUCUCUUCGAUCAGCUCUUCGGUUUCCUCCGAGGCUUCUGUGAACAGCUCUUCUUCUAGCUCCAAGAACAGUGCAGCAAACAUGAUUGCUCACCCAAUCUCCUGGAAACUAGGUGCUGCAUUGGGUGCUCUAAUGGCUGGCUCUUUCGUUCUAGGUGCUGGUCUCUAG